CGAAACACCAUUUGUUUUUUGAGGGAGAAAAAAAAAUAGAAAUUAUUAACGAAACUAUAUUGUUCAGCUUAUACUUCGAUUUUAUGACAAUUUUUUUCGGAUUCCACAAAACUGAAUGGGAUAAAUCGCAUUCGUAAUUGAGAGGACGAACAAUGUAAUUCACGGUGCUGUGGAAAGGCUGUAUAAGAGCUAAUAAAACUUAUCGAUACAAUCGUAGAGCCUUCAAUAGUUUGACGCAUUGGUUACAAAUCUUAUCAUUUAAGCUAAUUUUUCCUAGAUUUUUUUAUUUGAUUUAUAAAUAUGGAGACAAAUGACGAAGUUGUAGAACGACAAAAACUUGUACCAAAUGAUUUGGAAGGCGAAGAGGAGAUUAAUAACCCUUCGAAUAUAUCACAAGCUGUUAAAUCUGCAACUAAUCUAACAUCCCCCGCUGUUCCAAAAAUGAUUAUAAAAAAUAUGUCGAGUGGGGAAACGACCCACAGUAGAAACUCGGCCAGUUGCUCGAUAGAACGCACAUCGGAGAAGGGACAGUUAACUUCUGCAAAAGUUACCUAUAUAAAUGAACGGCGUUCUCGACCAAAUUUGAAUGGGAAUAUUAGCGCAGGUGGAUGCAGCUCUGACGACCGGAUCGCUUUUAAAUCACAACGCAAAACACUUAAGGAAGCCGAAAAGUACAAUAGUGAUCACAGUACAAACAACAUUACACAAAUCAGCAGCGAAUUAUGUUGUAGUAAUAAUGCGUUUAUAAUGGAAAAUAAAAUUAUUGCCAGAGAAACUAAUAACAUAAAUGAUAAUAAAAUUAGAAUGCGUUUAUUACGAGAAAAAGAGAACAGCAACGAUUCUUCUGCUCUAUUUAACACCAUUAAUGGCUACAGUGGCGCGAACCAUGACAACUUUGACAAUCGUCCAAUUAAACAUCAUUCAUUUGUCUCAGAAGUACCAGACGUGAAGCACAUGGAAAGAGCCCUUUUGGGUCUUCUCGACGAUUUUCAUUCGGGGAAGUUGAAGGCCUUCGGCUCCGGAUGCACGAUGGAGCAGAUGUCCAAAAUUCGAGAACAACAAGAGAGUUUAGCUAAAUUGCAUUUUGAAUUAGCCGCUACUGAAGAGGACUCCCUGGAUAGGGUCAACGAUUUUAAUUCAAUAAAGGCACAAGAAAAUAUGUUGCAACUAGUUCAACGCCUUGAACAGCUAUCAAUUUCUAUUGAACAGUUGCAAUCGAGUCAUAUAGGACUUUGAAUCAAACUACAAAAUACAGAUUUCUACAUUUAAGAACCAUUGUUUGCUAAAUAUAUAAUAUAUCUACUUUGUACAUAAAAAUAAUCCUACUAAAAAUAAUUUAAUCCUGAGGAAAGGCAAUUCGAUUGGUUAAUAUUUAACAGAUCCAUGAAUUAUGUGAAACGUUCAUAUUAAAAACAUGAUUAUAAAGAACUAGAAUUUAUAAAAGAA
Ceratitis capitata (Mediterranean fruit fly) is the source of this 1446-nucleotide messenger RNA. RefSeq names its product coiled-coil domain-containing protein 28B. Lineage: Eukaryota; Metazoa; Arthropoda; Insecta; Diptera; Tephritidae. The record is from RefSeq and is a predicted model, not a curated record. The coding region runs from base 301 to 1236 and encodes 311 amino acids. The transcript is spliced from 4 exons.